This is a messenger RNA of Salvelinus fontinalis (brook trout), 6603 nucleotides long. Its product is annotated as guanine nucleotide-binding protein G(i) subunit alpha-1. The transcript has 9 exons. Gene Ontology annotation, biological process: adenylate cyclase-modulating G protein-coupled receptor signaling pathway. The coding region runs from base 4599 to 5507 and encodes 302 amino acids. NCBI's taxonomy places the organism in Eukaryota, Metazoa, Chordata, Actinopteri, Salmoniformes, Salmonidae. Gene Ontology annotation, cellular component: heterotrimeric G-protein complex. The record is from RefSeq and is a predicted model, not a curated record. Gene Ontology annotation, molecular function: G protein-coupled serotonin receptor binding; GTPase activity; G-protein beta/gamma-subunit complex binding.
GGACCAACCCAAACAGGAAGAUCACGUCAGCGACUCAACCCACUCAAGUGACGCACCCCUCCUAGGGACGGCAUGGAAGAGCACCAGUAAGCCAGUGACUCAGCCCCUGUAAUAGGGUUAGAGGCAGAGACUCCCAGUGGUGAGAGGGGAACCGGCCAGGCAGAGACAGCAAUGGCGGUUCGUUGCUCCAGAGCCUUUCCGUUCACCUUCACACUCCUGGGCCAGACUACACUCAAUCAUAUGACCUACUGAAGAGAUAAGUCUUCAGUAAAGACUUAAAGGUUGAGACCGAGUCUGCGUCUCUCACAUGGGUAGGCAGACCAUUCCAUAAAAAUGGAGAUCUAUAGGAGAAAGCCCUGCCUCCAGCUGUUUGCUUAGAAAUUCUAGGGACAAUUAGGAGGCCUGCGUCUUGUGACCGUAGCGUACGUGUAGGUAUGUAAUGGCAGGACCAAGUCGGAAAGAUAGGUAGGAGCAAGCCCAUGUAACGCUUUGUAGGUCAACAGUAAAACCUUGAAAUCAGCCCUUGCCUUAACAGGAAGCCAGUGUAGGGAAGCUAGCACUGGAGUAAUAUGAUCAAAUUUCUUGGUUCUAGUCAGGAUUCUAGCAGCCGUAUUUAGCACUAACUGAAGUUUAUUUAGUGCCUUAUCCGGGUAGCCGGAAAGUAGAGCAUUGCAGUAGUCUAACCUAGAAGUAACAAAUGCAUGGAUUAAUUUUUCUGCAUCAUUUUUGGACAGAAAAUUUCUGAUUUUUGCAAUGUUACGUAGAUGGAAAAAAGCUGUCCUUGAAACAGUCUUGAUAUGUUCGUCAAAAGAGAGAUCAGGGUCAAGAGUAACGCCGAGGUCCUUCACAGUUUUAUUUGAGACGACUUUACAACCAUCAAGAUUAAUUGUCAGAUUUAACAGAAGAUCUCUUUGUUUCUUGGGACCUAGAACAAGCAUCUCUGUUUUGUCCGAGUUUAAAAGUAGAAAGUUUUCAGCCAUCCACUUCCUUAUGUCUGAAACACAGGCUUCUAGCGAGGGCAAUUUUGGGGCUUCACCAUGUUUCAUUGAAAUGUACAGCUGUGUGUCAUCCGCAUAGCAGUGAAAGUUAACAUUAUGUUUUCGAAUAACAUCCCCAAGAGGUAAAAUAUAUAUUGAAAACAAUAGUGGUCCUAAAACGUAACCUUGAGGAACACUGAAAUGUACAGUUGAUUUUGUCAGAGGACAAACCAUUCACAGAGACAAACUGAUAUCUUUCCGACAGAUAAGAUCUAAACCAGGCCAGAACUUGUCCGUGUAGACCAAUUUGGGUUUCCAGUCUCUCCAAAAGAAUGUGGUGAUCGAUGGUGUCAAAGGCAGCACUAAGGUCUAGUAGCACGAGGACAGAUGCAGAGCCUCGGUCUGACGCCAUUAAAAGGUAAUUUACCACCUUCACAAGUGCAGUCUCAGUGCUAUGAUGGGGUCUAAAACCAGACUGAAGCAUUUCUUAUACGUUGUUUGUCUUCAGGAAGGCAGUGAGUUGCUGCGCAACAGCUUUUUCUAAAAUUUGAAAGGAAUGGAGGAUUCGAUAUAGGCCGAUUUUAGUUUUUUUUAUAUUUUCAUAUUUUCCGGGUCAAGGUUUGGCUUUUUCAAGAGAGGCUUUAUUACUGCGGUGGAUAGAGAGCCGUUUAUUAUGUUCAACAUAGAAGGGCCAAGCACAGGAAGCAGCUCUUUCAGUAGUUUAGCAGGAAUAGGAUCCAGUAUGCAGCUUGAAGGUUUAGAGGCCAUGAUUAUUUUCAUUAUUGUGUCAAGAGAUAUAGUACUAAAACACUUAAGUGUCUCUCCCGAUCCCAGGCCCUGGCAGAGUUGUGCAGAUCCAGGACAGCUAAGCCCUGGAGGAAUACGCAGAUUCAAAGAGGAGUCCGUAAUUUGCUUUCUAAUGGUCAUGAUCUUUUCCUCAAAGAAGUUCAUGAAUUUAUUACUGCUGAAGUGAAAGCCAUCCUCUCUUGGGGAAUGCUGCUUUUUAGUUAGCUUUGCAACAGUAUCAAAAAGAAAUUUUGGAUUGUUCUUAUUUUCCUCAAUUAAGUUGGAAAAGUAGGAUGAUCGAGCAGCAGUGAGGGCUCUUCAGUACUGCACGGUACUGUCUUUCCAAGCUAGUCGGAAGACUUCCAGUUUGGUGUGGCGUUCCAAUUUUCUGGAAGCUUGCUUCAAAGCUCGGGUAUUUUCUGUAUACCAGGGAGCUAGUUUCUUAUGACAAAUGUUUUUCGUUUUUAGGGGUGCAACUGCAUCUAGGGUAUUGCGCAAGGUUAAAUUGAGUUCCUCAGUUAGGUGGUUAACUGAUUUUUGUCCUCUGACGUCCUUGAGUAGGCAGAAGGAGUCUGGAAGGGCAUCAAGGAAUUUUUGUGUUGUCUGAGAAUUUAUAGCACGACUUUUGAUGCUCCUUGGUUGGGGUCUGAGCAGAUUAUUUGUUGCGAUUGCAAACGUAAUAAAAUGGUGGUCCGAUAGUCCAGGAUUAUGUGGAAAAACAUUAAGAUCUACAACAUUUAUUCCAUGGGACAAAACUAGGUCCAGAGUAUGACUGUGGCAGUGAGUAGGUCCAUAGACAUGUUGGACAAAACCCACUGAUUCGAUGAUGGCUCCGAAAGACUUUUGGAGUGGGUCUGUGGACUUCUCCAUAUGAAUAUUAAAGUCACCAAAAAUGUGAAUAUUAUCUGCUAUGACUACAAGGUCUGAUAGGAAUUCAGGGAACUCAGAGAGGAACGCUGUAUAUGGCCCAGGAGGCCUGUAAACAGUAGCUAUAAAAAGUGAUUGAGUAGGCUGCAUAGAUUUCAUGACUAGAAGCUCAAAAGACGAAAACGUCAUUUUUUUUUUUGGUAAAUUGAAAUUUGCUAUCGUAAAUGUUAGCAACACCUCCGCCUUUGCGGGAUGCACGGGGGAUAUGGUCACUAGUGUAACCAGGAGGUGAGGCCUCAUUUAACACAGUAAAUUCAUCAGGCUUAAGCCAUGUUUCAGUCAGGCCAAUCACAUCAAGAUUAUGAUCAGUGGUUAGUUCAUUGACUAUGAUUGCCUUUGAAGUGAGGGAUCUAACAUUAAGUAACCCUAUUUUGAGAUGUGAGGUAUCACGAUCUCUUUCAAUAAUGGCAGGAAUGGAGGAGGUCUUUAUCCUAGUGAGAUUGCUAAGGCGAACACCGCCAUGUUUAGUUUUGCCCAACCUAGGUCGAGGCACAGACACAGUCUCAAUGGGGAUGGCUUAGCUGACUACACUGACUGCUAUUGGCAGACUCUACUAAGCUGGCAGGUUGGCUAACAGCCUGCUGCCUGGCCUGCACCCUAUUUCAUUGUGGAGCUAGAGGAGUUAGAGCCCUGUCUAUGUUGGUAGAUAAGAUGAGAGCACCCCUCCAGCUAGGAUGGAGUCCGUCACUCCUCAGCAGGUCAGGCUUGGUCCUGUUUGUGGGUGAGUCCCAGAAAGAGGGCCAAUUAUCUACAAAUUCUAUAUUUUGGGAGGGGCAGAAAACAGUUUUCAACCAGCGAUUGAGUUGUGAGACUCUGCUGUAGAGCUCAUCACUCCCCCUAACUGGGAGGGGGAAAGAGACAAUUACUCGAUGCCGACACAUCUUUCGAGCUGAUUUACACGCUGAAGCUAUGUUGCACUUGGUGACCUCUGACUGUUUCAUCCUAACAUCGUUGGUGCCGACGUGGAUAACAAUAUCUCUAUACUCUCUACACUCGCCAGAUUUAGCUUUAGCCAGCACCAUCUUCAGAUUAGCCUUAACGUCGGUAGCCCUGCCCCCUGGUAAACAGUGUUUGAUCGCUGCGUGAUUCGUUUUAAGUCUAAUACUGCGGGUAAUGGAGUCGCCAAUGACUAGGGUUUUCAAUUUGUCAGAGCUAAUGGUUGGAGCCUUUGGCGUCUCAGACCCCGUAACGGGAGGAGUAGAGACAAGAGAAGACUCAGACUCCGACUCGCUACUUAAUGGGGAAAACCGGUUGAAAGUUUCUGUCGGCUGAAUGAGCGACACCAGUUGAGCAUUCCAACAGCAUUUCCCUCCAGAAGCCAUGAGAAAGUUGUCCGGCUGCGGGGACUGUGCGGGGGGAUUUAUACUAACUUUACUAUCUGUACUUACUGGUGGCACAGACGCUGUUUCAUCCUUUCCUACACUGAAAUAACCCUUGCCUAACGAUUGCGUCUGAAGCUGGGCUUGCAGCACAGCUAUCCUCGCCAUAAGGCGAUCGUUCUCCUGUAUAUUAUGAGUACAGCGACUGCAAUUAGAAGACAUCAUGUUAAUGUUACUACUUAGCUUCGGCUGUUGAAGGUGCUGACGAACCAUGUCCAGAUAAAGCGUCCGGAGUGAAAAGUUGAAUGAGGGAAAAAAGUUGCGAUGGAAAAACUAAAAAUAUAAACGGUAAUUAAAAAGAAGAAAAAAAACGUAAAGUUGUCAGCUAGCAAAGUAAAGUUGGCAACAAAACGCACAGCAACAAAACGCACAGCAACACGUCUGCAAACUCAAGAGGAAGUGACGUCACUGUUCUCUGAGUCGUCCCAGAGUCAUCCCAGAGACAUCCCAGAGAGCUCGUCAAUCAUUUGCAAUUAUCUACUUAUGAUAAGGUGCUGGCGAGUCAGGGAAGAGUACAAUUGUCAAACAGAUGAAGAUCAUCCAUGAGGCGGGCUAUUCAGAGGAAGAGUGUAAGCAGUACAAAGCGGUGGUGUACAGCAACACCAUCCAGUCCAUAAUCGCCAUCAUCAGAGCCAUGGGGCGCCUCAAGAUCGAUUUCUCCGAUGCAGCCAGAGCGGAUGAUGCUCGUCAGCUGUUUGUGCUGGCGGGAUCGGCAGAGGAGGGCUUCAUGACCGGCGAACUGGCCGGAGUCAUCCAGCGCCUCUGGAAGGACGGUGGGGUCCAGGCCUGCUUCAGCCGGUCACGAGAGUACCAGCUCAACGACUCCGCCGCCUAUUAUCUGAAUGACCUGAAUAGGAUAUCCCACGGAGCGUACGUACCCACCCAGCAGGAUGUGCUGAGGACCAGGGUGAAGACCACCGGCAUUGUGGAGACGCACUUCACCUUCAAAGACCUCCACUUCAAGAUGUUUGACGUGGGGGGUCAGAGGUCCGAGAGGAAGAAGUGGAUCCACUGCUUUGAGGGAGUCACUGCCAUCAUCUUCUGUGUGGCGCUGAGUGACUACGACCUGGUCCUGGCCGAGGACGAGGAGAUGAACCGGAUGCAUGAGAGCAUGAAGCUGUUUGACUCCAUCUGCAACAACAAGUGGUUCACAGACACCUCCAUCAUCCUCUUCCUCAACAAGAAGGAUCUGUUCGAGGAGAAGAUCAAGAAGAGUCCUCUCACUAUCUGUUACCCGGAGUACGCAGGUUCCAACACAUACGAGGAGGCGGCGGCCUACAUCCAGUGUCAGUUUGAGGACCUGAACAAGAGGAAGGACACCAAGGAGAUCUACACCCACUUCACCUGUGCCACCGACACCAAGAAUGUGCAGUUUGUCUUCGACGCAGUCACCGACGUCAUCAUCAAGAACAACCUGAAGGACUGUGGCCUCUUCUAGGGCAGUGUGGUGGCCAGAGUGCGCUCAGUGACUUUCUUGGGGACAUCUGUGACUGGAGGGGGGCGGAUCAUGGACACUUUGUAGAGAACGUCUCUUUUAACCUUAACUUAUGUUGAUCUCUGAAAGGUUUUAAAAUGCCUUGUAGAAAACGUUUGUGUAAAAUAUUUGUACAACUGUCACUAAGGCUGGAGUUUUUCACUGUUUUUAAAAUGGUUUUGUUUUAACCGGCCAAGGUUUUAUUUUUAUUUUUUUAAAGGGGGGGCCUUUGCAUUUUGUUUCUUCUUAUUCUAGGAGAAGAAUGGACACUUUUCUAUUUGUAGGUACUUGUGCCUUUGCAUGCCUUAGUUGCAGUGUGUUUGUUUUUGUUAGCUAAAUUGUAAUAGAUGUAUUUCGAUGUUAUAAUUAAUUACACCACCCUCCCCAAAUAUUAUCUCUAUUUGGUUCCAAAUGUGGUUUCCACAAAUAAUAUCUCUAUUUGGUUCCAAAUAUGGUUUCCAUGACUGACAUCCCAAAAUUAUUGUAUCCAUGGAAAUGAUGGAAUAGACCAAUUUAAGACCAACUUGCUCUCGAUAGACCAACUCACUCUUACAUAUUGAGAGCUGUGUGUGUGCAUGACUGUGUGAGUGCCUUUGCUGUAUGCUUGAGUGAGUGAGUAGCAUGCAUGAAUGUGUGGAUAUAAAUACAAAGGGACUCUUCUUUUUACUUGUCAUCCUCCUUCACAGUCUGGUUUUCUGGAACAUGUACCAAAAAGGCAACUUUAUAUUUAAUGUGACGUCACAUGGUUGGUGUGACAUUGCGGAUGGUAACAUUCCUACACCAAAUCAUUAUUUUAAAGAGAAACUAAGAGGAUGACAACUACAGCCUUGUAGCAGAUGAGAGGACCAUAGAUAUAAAGUGCAUAGAUGGACAAAGGGAGGUGAAUGGGUGGAUGUGCACUGUUAUGAUGUUGACGAUAAGUUUCAUAAUGGUUUCAGGUUACAUAUCCCCCUAACCCCCCACCCGUCUGUUUCCAUUGGAUGGGGACGUUAGUGGACUAAUUUCCAUUAUUUUGUUAAUAAAAUAAAUGCUGUGGUGAAACGAUGACAUCCUUCAACAA